UACGAUGGUAACGCUGAAGCGAGGUUUAGCUUGUGCGGCUUCACACCAAACAACACCAAAACCUUGUAAACUGAUUCAUCAUUUUCAUGGGUCUCAAGCACGAUCCUUUGCAAGAACCCACCAAACAGUUCAAUGGGGGCAACCAGUUACCCAAUUACCCUUUUGGUCAUUCUGGCAUUGACAAACAGUUCCUAACUGCUCCAAUAAAAUCUGCUGUUGACAAGUACCAGCUUCUUCCUGAGUUUCUUAAGGUUAGAGGAUUGGUGAAGCAACAUUUGGAUUCCUUUAACUAUUUUGUGAGAACCGAUAUUAAGAAAAUCAUUCGUGCUAAUGACCUUAUCGUGUCGCCUAGGUACCCGCAUAUUUAUCUAAGGUUUUUGAAUGUCAGAAUUGGUACCCCGUCGAUAAUAGUUGAUGGUAGUCCCGAGAACAUUACUCCACAGACGUGCCGUUUAUCUGACCAGACGUAUGCGGCUCCUAUAUUGGUUGAUGUUGAGUACACUCAAGGAAGUCACGAUAACCCAAGAAAAGAAAAGAAGACCAAUGUUGUUAUUGGAAGAAUGCCUAUUAUGUUGCGGAGUUGUUGUUGUGUCUUGUACGGGAGAGAUGAAGAUGAACUUGCAAAACUUGGUGAGUGUCCCCUCGAUCCUGGAGGAUAUUUUGUAAUUAAAGGGACUGAGAAGGUGAUUUUAAUACAAGAGCAACUUUCAAAGAAUAGAAUAAUUAUAGACACUGACAAGAAAGGAAACAUUACUGCAUCUGUGACAAGCAGCACGGAGAAAAUAAAAACAAAAACUGUUAUUGUGAUGGAAAAUGAAAAGAUGUGGUUACAAUUGAAUCAAUUUCCGAAGAAGGUUCCUCUUAUGAUAGUAAUGAAAGCUAUGGGGAUGGAGACUGUUCAAGAAGUUAUACAAAUGGUUGGAAGAGAUCCUCGUUAUGGUUCACUACUUGUGCCCUCUAUUGAGGAAUGUACAAAAAAUGGUGUACAUACACGAGAGCAAGCAUUGGAGUACCUUGAUUCAAAGGUGAAACGUCCCAUGUAUUCAAACAAUUUAUCUGAAAAGGAAGGAAGAGCAUUUUCUAUCUUAAGAGAUGUUUUUCUUGCAAAUGUCCCGGUGCAUGAAGAUAAUUUUCAGCCAAAAUGUAUAUAUGUUGCUGUUAUGACGAGACGCAUAUUGGAUGCAAUUCUAAAUAAAGAUGCAAUGGAUGACAAGGAUUAUGUGGGGAACAAGCGGUUGGAGUUAUCUGGCCAGUUAAUAUCUCUGCUUUUUGAGGAUCUUUUUAAGUCAAUGACAACUGAAGUUAAGAAUGUCACAGAAAAAAUGAUGGAUAAGCCAGACAAGGCUAAGAAGUUUGACAUUUCUAUGAUUCUUGGUCGAGAUAUUAUCACUCUUGGUUUGGAGAGGACUCUCUCCACUGGUAAUUUUGACGUAAAGAGGUUCAAAAUGGAAAGGAAAGGAAUGACACAGGUGCUACAAAGGUUAUCAUUUAUAAGCGCUUUGGGCCAAAUGACAAGAGUGUCACCUCAGUUUGAGAAGUCCAGGAAAGUAAGUGGACCUAGAGCUUUGCAGCCUAGCCAGUGGGGCAUGCUUUGUCCUUGUGAUACUCCUGAAGGUGAAUCUUGUGGACUGGUAAAGAACCUUGCUUUGAUGACUCAUGUUACUACUGAUGAAGAGGAGGCCCCCCUGAUUUCUCUGUGCUAUUCUCUGGCUGUUGAAGACAUGGAGCAUGUCUCUGCAGAAGAGCUUCAUACACCAGAUUCCUUUCUUGUUAUUUUUAAUGGUUUGAUCCUUGGCAAGCAUAGGAGGCCACAGCGUUUUGCUACUGCAAUGAGAAAGUUGCGGAGAGCUGGUAAAAUUGGCGAGUUUGUGAGUAUCUAUGUCAACGAAAAGCAGCAUUGUGUUUACUUAGCUUCUGAUGGUGGUAGAGUUUGCCGUCCCCUUGUAAUUGCUGACAAGGGAAUAUCAAGAGUCAAAGAGCAUCAUAUGAAAGAAUUAAUAGAUGGAGUGCGUACAUUUGAUGAUUUUUUACGUGAUGGCUUGAUUGAGUAUCUUGAUGUCAAUGAGGAAAACAACGCUUUGAUUGCUUUAUAUGAAGGAGAUGCCACAUCAGAAACCACUCAUAUUGAGAUUGAGCCUUUCACCAUCUUAGGAGUUUGUGCGGGACUAAUUCCAUAUCCUCAUCAUAACCAGUCACCUAGAAACACUUAUCAGUGUGCAAUGGGAAAGCAAGCUAUGGGAAAUAUAGCAUAUAACCAGCUACGCCGGAUGGACACCUUGCUUUACCUACUGGUUUAUCCUCAACGACCUUUGUUGACAACGAAGACAAUUGAGCUGGUUGGAUAUGAUAAGCUUGGAGCAGGUCAAAAUGCCACGGUAGCUGUAAUGAGCUAUAGUGGUUAUGAUAUAGAGGAUGCCAUUGUCAUGAACAAGUCUUCUCUUGACCGUGGUUUUGGUCGUUGUAUAGUUAUGAAAAAGUAUACCGUCAUCAAUCAAAAGUAUGCGAAUAGCACAUCAGAUCGAAUACUUAGGCCCGAUAGAACUGCAGAAAAUGCAGGACGUAUGCAGAUACUUGAUGAUGAUGGGCUUGCUGCUCCUGGGGAAAUUAUUAGACCAAACGACAUCUAUAUCAAUAAGCAAUCGCCAAUUGAUACGCGUAUUCAAAAUACAGGAUCUGCAGCAAAUUUGCCUAACAAUGCAUAUCGAAACAAUUACCAAACAUUUAAGGGUCAUGGAGGAGAAGUAGUCGAUAGGGUGGUUCUUUGCUCUGAUAAGAAUAACAACAUGUGUAUCAAAUUUAUAAUCCGUCACACUCGCAGGCCUGAGCUUGGUGAUAAAUUUAGUAGCAGACAUGGGCAGAAAGGUGUUUGUGGAACAAUUGUCCAGCAGGAAGACUUUCCAUUUUCCGAGAAAGGCAUUUGUCCUGAUCUGAUUAUGAACCCUCAUGGGUUUCCAAGUCGAAUGACAGUUGGAAAGAUGAUAGAGCUUCUUGGAGGGAAAGCAGGGGUUUCAUGUGGAAGGUUUCAUUAUGGCAGUGCUUUUGGGGAAAGAAGUGGUCAUGCUGACAAGGUGGAAACAAUAAGUGAAACUCUUGUGAAGCAUGGCUUCAACUACAGUGGGAAAGACUUCAUUUAUUCAGGUAUUACGGGUUGCCCAUUGCAAGCAUAUAUUUUUAUGGGGCCAAUUUAUUACCAGAAAUUAAAACAUAUGGUGCUCGAUAAGAUGCAUGCUCGUGGUAGCGGUCCUCGUGUCAUGUUAACCAGACAGCCUACUGAAGGGAGAGCUAGAAAUGGAGGUCUACGGGUUGGAGAAAUGGAACGCGAUUGCUUAAUUGCGUAUGGUGCUAGUAUGUUGAUUUAUGAGCGACUCAUGUUAUCUAGUGAUCCUUUUGAAGUUCAGGUGUGUCGAGCGUGUGGGUUGUUAGGAUAUUACAACUAUAAGCUGAAAACUGGUAUUUGUUCGUCUUGUAAGAAUGGAGACAAUAUUUCUACCAUGAAGCUGCCAUAUGCAUGCAAACUCUUGAUUCAGGAACUCCAAUCAAUGAAUAUUGUUCCCCGCUUAAGACUGGCAGAUGCGUAAGAUGAUCCUGUUGUGUGGAAUGCAUGUUAGUGAUGGGUGAAUACAAGGCAGAAUAUUGCCAUUGGCCACUAAACCAUUUAUGAAUUUUUGUUGAUCCUUUGUAUAUUAG
Gastrolobium bilobum is the source of this 3687-nucleotide messenger RNA. RefSeq names its product DNA-directed RNA polymerase III subunit 2. The record is from RefSeq and is a predicted model, not a curated record. Gene Ontology annotation, biological process: DNA-templated transcription. Gene Ontology annotation, cellular component: RNA polymerase III complex. Bases 87 to 3578 code for a protein of 1163 amino acids. The transcript has 38 exons. Gene Ontology annotation, molecular function: ribonucleoside binding; DNA binding; DNA-directed RNA polymerase activity. NCBI's taxonomy places the organism in Eukaryota, Viridiplantae, Streptophyta, Magnoliopsida, Fabales, Fabaceae.